AGCUUUUUAUUACAGUUCACCGAACAAUUCGUAAAAAGCAAAACAAACAAACUGAAUAAGGAAGCAAAACGUGUUAAUAAACAGUUUAAUCAGUCAGUGUUUCGAAAAAUAAAUACAUUUACUUAAUUGAGGAAGAAGUUACCCUAGAGACAUGGAGUCAGGCUUUUAUGUGAUACUAUUACUUCUGAUAUUUUUGAAGUUGAUGAUAUGGGUAUGUGUGUUCUACUCGCGUGCACGUAGGAGGCAGAUUGUUACUCAAAGAGGGCUCAUCAUUGUGCAUGGAGAUGUUUUGGCGGGCCCUACAAGGGAUAGAGACAUGAUUAUACAUGGCGAGCAUCCACCUGCGAUGUCACCAGUUGGUUUAGACAAUCCAGCCAUUGUUGCAAAUCCACCGUCAUACGAAGAAGUUCAACGAACAAAAUCCAGCGAGGAAAAACCACCUUCAUAUGAUCAGGUUGUUUGCGGGAAUACAUUUUCACCAAGCAGUGGUAACAUACUUGAACAGCCACCACAGUACAGCCCUGUACCAUCCAAUUUGCAGCAGACGACAGUCAAUGCUGGGCAGACGACAACAGCACAAUCCAACACAAAUGCAUAGGUGUUCUAAUUUUGUUGCAGUUUUUCCCCCUCAUGUCAGAAAUAAAAAUAAGCCUAACUCGUACUAAGAUAUUAAUGAAUUGUUUAAAAUGAUAAAAAAUAAGUUGUGCAAGUUAUAAAUUUAAAAUAUAUUUGAGUAUGGAUGUUAAUAAUAAUAAACAAUAAAUAAUGUACAUGUGCAAUCAGAAUGAGGUACACAACUUGGUGUUCUUUUUAAUUUUGUAGCAAUUCCUGUGAAAUAACAGGGUAAUACAUGUAAAUGUAUGCCAAACUUGUUAUGAUUGCAUACUUCAAAUUUCUUGCACAUAUCGGCUUUAGGGUGCCCUCCACCAAUAAAAUAUUUUAAGUUGUCAAAUGACCCAUCGAGUCAUCAGAAUAUCUUUGUGAGUCUAAGCUCAUUUAAAGUUCACUAAUCAGUGCCUUGAAAGAACAUCGACUGCUGAUCACAAGAUGAGUCUGCGACUUCUUAGAUAGAUUAUUAGAGCAAUGAUUAUUUUAAUUGAAUCUUACAUAACAAACAUAUAUUAUUGUAGUUUGUAAUUAUAUUAAGUUGAAUAUACUUCAUAUGUUGUGAAUAUUGAGGCUCAAGCUACUAUUGUGUUCAAAUAUUUUUUUAUAAGGUAUACUUUUGUGUAUGUCUUGAUAAAUAAAACGCAGCUUAUAUUUGAAAGCAUUAUAUAAAUUCACUUCAAUUCGAUUCAGUGUGCUCACAUAAAGUUGUACAAUAUUUUUUUUUUUUUUAAAUUAUGCUUGUACAAUUUUUUCAUUUUAUAGUAAAUUUCAAACCAGUAUGAUAUUUCAGUAUGUUUCAAUUAUUCAGUUUUAGUUAGCUGUACAUGUACAUUUAAUCAGUUAUUUCUAAUUGUAAAUUCAUUCAUGCUUUGUGAAAACUAUUUUUUUUUAUUCUGCUUUAUUGAUUUUAUGUAAAUGGCAAGAUUUUGGUAUUGUAUGGUUAUUGUAUUGUUGCUUUUGAUUAAAAAGUCUAUGCUUUUGUAAACCUCACUUUUUCUGCAAAUCCAAAAAUGGCAAGUUUUUUUUCCUCACAUAUGUUGAUUAGGGGAGGGGUUAGAGAUAAGCCACUCCCAUUUAGUUAUUUUUUUUAUAUUUUUUUUUAAUGCGUUUAUUUAAGGGCGCCGCCGGAAAGCCCAUAUGGGCGACCGUACACUCAAGUCGGGCCAUCCUAGAGCGUCCCGCCGAGAUUUACCAUUUAGUUAUAAUAUUGAAUGUGUAAGUGGGAAAAUCACUUUAGUUACACCCCAUAGAUUUUUUUUCUUUCAUUUGUGUAAUUGUACACUUUUUGCAUUGUUCUCAUGCAUAAUCAUUAUGGUACAUUUGUAUCUGAACUGAUGUUGUUUUUUUUUCUUCGAUAACUUUUCAUCAACACAUCUGAUAUAAUUUUAAUUUGAUUUAGAGAAUCAGAAUACUGAUGGCAUAAAGCCUGUAGUAUCAUUUGAGUAUUAUUAUUUGUGAUAUUUUUUAACUUGAUAAAAUCCUUUAACCUUUAACAUGCUGGAGCUGAAAGUGAUAAGCUCUUUGCCACCAGUAUAGAGCCAGGCCAGCUGGCACAUAUGUGCAUUCUGACCAGGCUCUAUACUGUUGGUAGCUCAAUUUUUGUAUUUUGAUAUUGAAAUCCCUAAAACUUUAAAUGGACUGUUCCAAAUUCAAAGUAGGGCAAUUUCCAUUACACUAAUACAGCAGGUUUAAUUUUAACAAAACCAAGAAAUAACAGGCCAAAUAAUACACCAAAAGGAUUGUCUUUUCAUCUUAAAAGUAUUUUUGUACUUAAGUAUUAUUUUUUAGCAUAAUUUUAACCACAUGUUGAUAUUCUGUCAAGGUGCAAGCUUUAACAGACUGUUCUGAAAUAGAUAAAAUAUUAAAACAAAGUGAUUCCUACUAAAACAUUCAUUGUGUAUGUUAUAGCUUUGUAAUAAAAUUCUUGCCGCACAUUUUAAAAAAUGCCAUCUACUUAGAGCAGUUACGUGUUUACUUCUAUUAAAAUUGAUAAGGAGUUAACCCAUUACUGCAGUAAGGUGAAGAAAUCUUGAUUUCUGAAUCAUAUUUUAAGUGCCUUAGAUAAAUUCCAUAUGUACUGCAUGUUCUUCUGUGAUAAGAUAUUAAUAAACUUUUAUAUUUUUUAUUUUGUUAAAUAGGGGAUAUUUUAGCUAAAUACCUGUUUUGCUUGUUAAAAAAAGCCAUUGUUAGAUAGUCUUUGAAUCUUGUAUUGGGAUUGUUUUAUAAGAACACUAGUGUACCUUGUUGAAGAAUUUAAGCUGUUCGUUUAUUGUCACGAGAGGCUGGCCUCUAAGUUAAUGAUACAAUAAUGUAACCCUGUCCCUGCAUAUGAGAUGGGUUUACCCAUCUAUUAUAUUGUAUGGCAAGUAUACCUAGUUUUGUCUGAUUUGAGAUCAAGUGUUUUGUUAUGAAAAAAAAAAAAGUUAAUUUAUAUAAAAUAUGUUCAUAUUCCCAAAAAUAGCUUCUAUAGUUUCUGUUAUUAGCUUGUUAUAUUCAUUAAUUUUUAUUUGCAAAAGUGUGUUAAUUGCUGUGGCAGCAAAAGGGUUUAGUAAGAUUUUUAUAUAACUUAUAAUGAAAAAUGGCUUUAAAGGAGAAUUUGAUUGACAUCUUUAUAAAAUACUUGCACCUCAACCUUUCAGUCCUUUCUAUAGCAUAAUUUUUCACUGAUUUGAUAUCACAUAUUCUUCUUCUAGAUUAUUUAUUACAUUGAUUGUGUGAAAUAUUAAAGGAUGUAGUGGUAACAUUUAAGUAAGUGUGAUCAAGCCUAUUUUGAAGGAGCCAGUUGAUUUUAUGUUGCAUAGUUUAGCUUUGAGCACUGCUAGGGUUAUACAAGUUGAGAAAUCUAUUUACUGCAUUUAAAAAAAAAAUUGCAGGUUUAAAUGAAAUGGCCAUGCAUGCUUAAUUUCAACAUUGUUACAAAUGAUAAUUAAGGUAAUUAUUUAGUUAUCAUAUAGUUAUAAUUGUAUAAAAUGUAGAAUA
Molecule: messenger RNA, 3588 nt
Organism: Ruditapes philippinarum (Manila clam)
Lineage: Eukaryota; Metazoa; Mollusca; Bivalvia; Venerida; Veneridae
Exons: 4
Coding region: 152-598 (148 amino acids)
Source: RefSeq, a predicted model, not a curated record